Prorocentrum cordatum is the source of this 2222-nucleotide messenger RNA. Lineage: Eukaryota; Dinophyceae; Prorocentrales; Prorocentraceae. The record is from the annotation of a GenBank genome assembly.
GCCUCCACAGCCGUCUUGGCUCAAGCUUUUCUGGCGCAAGGCCCGUCUACGCUAGACCCAUUCGCUUGCUCGACCGACCGUUCGCCUGUGGGCCGCACCCGGCCCUGCCCCCUGUGCGCGCAUGUCUGUGGCCGCGACGAAGACGAGCACGGCGGCAAGGGUGACUGUCUUGACCAGCCUCCCGAUCUCCCUCGCGUGGCGCUCCGCUGGCUUCCGCUGGGCGCAGGACGACAUGCCGGCUGGGUCCUCCUGCAUCGCGCCGUUGCUGUUCGGUUCGCUGCUGCUCUGCGUCGUGCUUCUCUUCCUCCUCCUCGCGGUGCACGGCCGCGCGGAGGUCCGCAAGGUGUGUAGCAAGAAAUAUGCCAGCGCCAGCCUCCCAGGUAUCUUUUCCGCUUUGACCUUCGUCCUCGAGAACUUCGCGCUCGCGAACGGCCUCAGCGCGACCUUGGUCGUUCUGCUCAACAAGUGCGCGAUUCUGCCGGGCGUCCUUGGGGAGAUCUGGUUGACGCGGACCACGCCGUACCGCACGCAGCUCCUGACCAUGGCGGCUUUGCUCUUGUGCAUCAUCGUCUACUCUCUCGGCGACGAGGGCGAAAUCAACAUGUCGCUCGUCGGGUUGCUCUUGGGCCUUGGUGCAGCCCUCUCAGACGGAGUUGGCGACAUCGCCUUUGAGGCUACGGCGAAGUCCUGCCUCGACGACCUGGAGGAGCAUUCGGGUGCCGAGACGCUCAGGUGUUUCCUCGUGAACGAGCUGUACAAGUCCGUGUUCAACAUCAUACUGAUGUUCGUGUUUGAGCACAAGCACCUGUCGCGAGGUCUCUUCCAUGGCUGGGGCCUCCCCAUGCUCGUCGGCGGUGUCAUGCCGCUCCCCGUGAUGGUCGCGCUUUACAACACGGCCAUCUUGACGGCCGGCAACUUGAAGACCAGGAUCGCUGCGUCCGCCGAUAUCGGCAUCGCCUACAUGAUGGAUGCGUUUAUCUUCGGUGACACUGUCAGGAUCUCCCAGUGCCUGUUGAUCCUCGCCAUCAUCGCCCUGAUAGGCGUCUACACCCAGUUCGCCGUCGACGUGCGGAAGGCCGCCGCAGACGCCCUCAUGAGGUCGGAGAAGUCAGACGCAGAUGUUGUGUGUGGGGUGUGAGAAGUUUUCGCGGCCCCUCAUCGGGAGAACUCUGCGUCUCGGCCAAGGCUGGCGACCGCAGUAGUAGCAGUAGUGAUGUCGCAUACGCGCAAUGCUACUCUUGUCCGUUCUUUCGAAGGAGCACGUUGCCAUGAUAAUGAUACAUUUUAGGAUUUCCAGGGUGUCCAAGAUUUCCUGAUGUUCCAUGGGGGCUGCAGAAAAGCCGCAGUGACAUUAACCGUGGCCAAGCUGUAAGUUUUAACCGUAGAUGGCCAAUUUUCCAAAAUGUCGCUUCGAAGUCCGUGUUGUCGCUCGUCUUGAAGUUGCGCCCAGCCUUUCCCUGCAGCCAUUGGGGAUGCUCAGUGCGCAAGUGUGUGUUGGCAUGCGCUUUUACUGGAAACGCUUGACUACGAGCUUGGCUCCUGUUAUACACGAUGUUGUCCGACGAUGUCGUGCGUAGGGUGACUUGUCUCGUACGUGGAAGAUGUUCCAUCCGCGUGCUCUUUGUUUUUCCCUACCUAGGCUCUGCCUAGAAGGGUUCUUAAUCGGUGGCUUGAGGGGCCGGGCAGUGGAACGCGCCCCGGGCGGUUCCCCCGGCAUCCGCCCCGCGGUUCCCCCAGUUGCGCCCCCUGGGUUCACCCAGCUUGGCUAAGCUAAGCUAAGCUAAGCUAAGCUUAGCUUAGCUUAGUUUAUCUCAUCCUAGCUUUAGGCUCCCACUCCUAGGUAGGGUCGCACUGGAAUAAGUAUUCCCCUCUAGGUGCGAGCUCCGGUCUGGUGGCCAGCUUGCACAUUCUUUGCAUGGUGCAGAACUGAUAGAGAGCGUCUCCUGAGCUGGCUUGAGCUCGCCUGCGCUGUCUGGGAUCUGUGCCCGUCGUUCCCUGUUGCCGACUGAAUGCAUUAUCGAAGUUCCCCAUAUCCUGAGGAUGGGGUUCCUGUUGCUACUCCGACCGCGCCGACUCCUCACCUUCACCUCCCUCCUCAUCAAUUCCUCACGAAGCUAAGAUCGUGGUGGUGAUGAUGGGGAGGAGGAGGAGGAGGACGCCGGAGGAGAAGUAUCGAGCUGCCUCUGUGCCGCCUUCUCUCCUCUGUCCUCGCCUCGCGCCUG